UUCAUACUUCAUCGUUCAUAAUUGAUGAAAAAAAUAGGGUUAUGUUCUAAAUUGUUGAAUCUUUACAUUUAUUAUUAUUAUUUAAAUUCUAGUAUGUCUGAAAAAAACCCAGCUCCUGGAGAUGGCUUAAGAUCUGUUAGAACAACCACAUUAUUCCGAGCAGUAAACUUUGAAUUAUAUACAAAACCUAAUGCUGUUAUAAUGGGAAUAGGAUUGGUGGCUAUAGCAGGCUGUGCUGGAUAUAUUGCAUAUAUGAGGAGCAAAUAUGAAGGAAUGGGAUAUUAUGGAGCAGUAAAAGAAGAUGGUACAGAACAUUUUGAAAAAAAGUCAUCAAAAUGGGAUUCUUGAAGUUGUUAUAAUAGCUAUGCCUUGUAUAUUAAAUUGUAUAUAGUCUAGAUAAUUUAUUUAAGAUUGUAAAAUAAAUUUCUUAAUACUU
This is a messenger RNA of Diabrotica virgifera virgifera (western corn rootworm), 436 nucleotides long. RefSeq names its product small integral membrane protein 8. The record is from RefSeq and is a predicted model, not a curated record. NCBI's taxonomy places the organism in Eukaryota, Metazoa, Arthropoda, Insecta, Coleoptera, Chrysomelidae. The coding region runs from base 25 to 348 and encodes 107 amino acids. The transcript has 2 exons.